This is a messenger RNA of Acaulospora colombiana, 3857 nucleotides long. The record is from the annotation of a GenBank genome assembly. Lineage: Eukaryota; Fungi; Glomeromycota; Glomeromycetes; Diversisporales; Acaulosporaceae.
CGGAUGGCUGGUUACCUGGUGAUAGAUCCACCGAAUCCAUUAGAAAAAUGAUAUUAAAUGCAUCUAAUGCCCUUCGCAUGAAAAAUUAUACUCAUGCAACCUUCAUAAUCAUCGAGGCAAUUCAUUAUGCAGAAUUAAAUGGGUACUGGUCCUUGUACUGGACAGCAAUUCCGAUAUUUGCGGAAUUGGAGUUGCAACGAGGAAAAGUGGAAUCCGCGCGACGUAGACUAGAGGAUAUUUUACCACAAAUAGCUAGAGGAGAAGAUUUGGAGCAAAGAGCCCUGACAUUCUCCGUAUACGCCAAGGUGCUGAUGGCCACAGACACGGCCAAAAGUAGAGCUGAAGAAGACUAUUCAUUGCUAGAGAUGCAUGCAUCCGUGCAGGACAUGCUGUACAUGCAAGCUGUCAUCCAUGAAGCCUUAGGCGAACGUUCGCAGAGAGAAAUCGCAAGUACCAGAUUGAAAGAGGUCGAAAUUUUAGAAAAUAAAGUCAGAAUAGAGUUGGACGUAGGUAUGAUGGAACUAUGGGACGUGCUCACGAAUCAUCACGAAUUGCUAGCUGUAAAGCGUAUCCUGCGAGAGGCAAGGCAGCUCCAAGAGGAUCCAGCAACCGAGUUCGUCGGCGGCCCACUUGAGGAUAACUUAUUCGUAUGUAUACCGAGUGGCAAUUCCCCUGUGACCUCACUAAUCAACCGCCACCCUUGUAUGAUGCAGGACUGGCAUUGUACUUUAAGAGGUCCUAAAGAUACGGAGUUCGAAGGAGGGCUAUAUCACGUUCGGAUUACCCUACCGCCGACAUACCCGUUCAGACCUCCAUCGCUCCGGGUGCUCACUCCCAGUGGCAGGUUCGAAGUGGACACUCCUGACAAAGCUAACCAUAAUCUUUCCAUAGAUCAUGAGGAGUUAUGGCAACCUGCUUGGGCAAUCAUUGGCCUGCAAGGCUUUUUCUCUCAAUCUGGUUCUCAUGCAUUGGGAGUCGGUGCUCUUAACGCCCCUGUUCAAGAGCGAAAGCGUUUAGCCACCCUGUCAAGAGAAUGGAAAUGCCCUCAUUGCAAGCAAAAGAAUAUUGACCUUCUUCCUGAUCCAGUAAAAGAAGAUUCUGAUGCAGAUGCUCAGGUUUCCUCCCACUCACCGGUGCACGCAUUGCCACAACAGCAAACCGACCAAGAGACGGCAUCAUACGAUACCCCCGUUGGUGACGUCUCUGCUUCCCACCAAGCGCCUCUUGUCUCGUCUGAGAGUUUCAACACUCUAUCAGCAGCAAUGACUACCAGCUCCCAAACGCAAGUGGCGACUCCGGGUGAUACGCAGCCCUAUAAUGCACAGAAAAUCUACACAGAUACACUUACAAGACCUUUAAACCAACGAGAGAACGCGGUAAAUCAAGAUCAACAGGUACAAAUACAAGCUUUCCCAGCUUUCCGUAAUUCCGAUCCCGAAGGACUGCGUCGGCCUGACCCUGACCACAUCCGAUUCUCCUCGACUGCCACUCAAGCCAGGUUGUCAUCAUUAACAAUGGAAUCCGGAACCUCAACACACGCGUCUGUGAAAUCUCAGGAGGCAUCUGUUGGUCCUUUACCAGCCUAUGACCUAUUCCUUCGUGCUUUAGGGGACAGUUAUCUAAACUUCUUCAUCGAAAGAAAUAGUGGUCGUCAUAUGAGAGCUCCCAAAUUUCAUGUCCUAUUUUGUAUUCGCCUGGAUGAUCUAGUUUGCAACAUGCGGGCUACAAGGUUUGCUGACAUUUGUGAUGCUUAUGCCGGGUUCCCUCUUCAACCGUUGGCCAGUCGAGAUGGUAUGCUCAGAUUGCUCCAGAGACAGCGCUCCGUCGACCUUCUCUUUGAUGAACGACUACCUGACCGGGAUUGGACGCUACGGAGAACAUGGAGGGAUGUAUGUGACGGACUUGAACGGGAGUCAGAAGUGCGGGGAGCUCUCAUCAAUUCCUUGAGAAUGGACGUCGUCGCUCCUCUCCAAGAGCUUAAAGAAACACAUGAAAGGUCUCGCAAGAGAAUAAAGGAAGACAUCAAGAGUUCAUUGACACAAUAUACUGACUACAGCGAGAAUGUGUUACCCAGACUGAAGCGAAUGUACAUUAAACGAUGUCAAGAUGUCGACGAACUGAAAGCAGCUAGUGAUCCGAAGACCAGUUCUGCUACGAGUCCCAUAAUUUCCAACCCUAUACUUCCUAAACAGAGUGUACCCUUUCCACAGGGCUCACCUGUGACCUCACAGGGAACAGGAGAGGAACGGAAAGAGGUCGAAGGCAAUCGACUGCUACCUCCCAAAGCAAGCGGGACCGGAGCCCUUCUGGUAACACGCCCAGUUUUUCUGAUUUGGCCCAGCAAGGCAAAACUAGGUAAACGACAGCUCAACAAUUUACGAACUCUUAUCGACACACGAGCGAGUCGGGAUGGGAAUGAUCUUGCAAUGCGCAGCGUUCGUGCAAGACGGGAGGCUGAUGAGGCAGACAAAGAAUAUCGAAAAGGCGUUCAUGCAAUGGAAACUUUACGUUUACGCCGAGUAAAGACUCUCGAAGCUGGAUAUACGAGUCUUGAAACAUUGGUAAAUGAAAGUGCAGACACAAUGACGAAAGUGCUGGAAAGGGCAACGAAUGUCACAAGUUCCCAUCUUUUAGAGGGCCUAGACGAAGUUAUUCAUCAAAUCAACCCGGCUCACGAUUUAAAUCGGUUGAGACAAUUGACAAGUGCAAGUUUGCAAAAUGCAUUCCCCAAGCGUAUUCUAUACUUCAAUUAUCAUGCAGGCGAAUGUCGCGAUAUGCUAUUUGGUGUCAGCUUACUGGAUUAUGCAAGCUCCAGAGGCCUGAAGGACAACAUGCCUCCAAAAAUAGUGAGCAUCUGUAUCUCCGAAGUGGAGGCGAGAGGACUACGAUCCGAAGGAAUAUACAGGAUGGCCCUAAGCGCGGAAAAGAGUGAAGCAGAUUUCCGCUUUGAUCCGAAGGACGAUGUCUUCUGUGUCGGAUCCCUAUUAAAGGCGACCUUGCGGGCUAUUCUGGAGCAUCUGACGAAGGUAGUAGCGAAUGUUAAAUAUAACAAGAUGGAUGCAAAGAACCUAGCGGUUGUAUUCGGUCCUGUUAUACUGGGUGAAGAAGCAUUAUCUACACCUGUCGACAUAUUGGCGAUGUCCAAGGUUUCAUCACUGAUGAUAAUCUCGCAGGAUACACUAAUGGAGGACAUAAUCUCCAAUGUCCGGAUGUUGUACGAACAUUCUAGCAUCGAUGAGAGGCCUGCAUCCCCACCUUUACCGAGCCCUCCAGCACACGAAGAGGCGCAGGGACAAGUGGAGAGUUCAACCAAACGACAGGGAAACCGCCAACACAACCGCAGGGCUACAAUAUCCUCAUCACAGGCAGACACUACCCCUCCUCCUUCGGCACCUCCUAGGCCAUCCGAGGAUGGACGUUCUACGGGCCAUAUCAAAGCACUUUCAGGAACACCUUCCUCCACGAUCAACUCGAGACCAAGGCUUGAUAUCAAUAAUCACAGCGCCAGCCCAUCCAUUUCGUCUUCUCCAGUCAAGGAGACAUAUAAAGAUAGGCCUUCGAAGCCCUCAUCGCGCAACACUUCCGAGGUGGCCUUAACAUCGAAUUUUAGUACUUCUCACCUGACUAGUGAGGCUGGGCCGUCAGCUUCAAGUCUUAACCUUCCUAUCAAAACCCCAUCUUAUCCUAAUUCGCUAUUACACGAACCGGCUGUCUUGUUGUCACAGGCCAACGAAAUGAACGCUGACGUGCAAGAAGUGGAUUAUCCUGGUAGUCCAGAUACCAGUGCGCUUGAAUUUAGAACUGCGGUGAAUACUCCAAGUUCAGAGGAGGAACCGACCCCAUUUUCCCACUUGUGA